Messenger RNA from Alternaria burnsii, 2403 nucleotides. RefSeq lists its product as uncharacterized. The coding region runs from base 1 to 2403 and encodes 800 amino acids. Gene Ontology annotation, molecular function: sequence-specific DNA binding; DNA-binding transcription factor activity. Lineage: Eukaryota; Fungi; Ascomycota; Dothideomycetes; Pleosporales; Pleosporaceae. The transcript is spliced from 2 exons. The record is from RefSeq and is a predicted model, not a curated record. Gene Ontology annotation, biological process: regulation of DNA-templated transcription.
AUGACGAGCCGCAAGCGACGCGCGCCGGGCGCUUCACCGCAGGCUCCAACCCAGACAUACCAGCAUGACAUUCCCGCGCCAACUGAUCCAUACAUGGACUGGAGCAACCCCGCAGCAGGCGCAGAUAUGAACUUCACCGACCCCCCGCUAUACGACAACUACGGCCAGAGCAUGGGAGGAGGGCACAAUCGGGUCGUGUCGCUGGACGGAUACACCGACGGCGCCGAGAUGACGGGACAAUUGGUACGGCGGAAUACAAACCAGCAACUCGCACCAGCGCCGCGGCGGAAUCAAUGGGAUGGCUUUCCUAGUCCAACGCAACAGUGGGAGACUGUGGACGAUGACGAGGAGCUCGAGCAGAAGGCGGCUAUCGCGAAGAAGGAUGCACAAGCGAAGCGGAAACAGAUUCCACCGUUUGUGCAGAAGUUGAGCAGUUUUCUGGAUAACAACAAGAACGAAAACCUCAUUCGAUGGUCCGACGACGGCAACUCCUUCAUCGUGCUUGACGAAGACGAAUUCGCAAGGACACUCAUACCCGAGCUCUUCAAACACAACAACUACGCAUCAUUUGUACGGCAACUGAACAUGUACGGAUUCCACAAGAAGGUUGGGCUGUCGGACAACUCCAUGAAAGCUAGCGAGACUAAAGCGAAAGCCCCAAGCGAGUACUACAACAAGUACUUCAAGCGCGGUCGGCAAGAACUACUGUGGCUGAUCCAGAAACCGAAGAAUCCUGUCACUGGACCCAAACGGAAACGAGAUGAGGAGAACAAGGGCGAUAGUGAUGAGGAUCGCAAGUACAUCCAAGACACAGGAGGUGGAGGCUACGUCGAGGAAGUGGCUGUCAGGGGAAACGAACAAAUGGCCAUGAUCCCGCGGUCCGAAUACAACAGCUUACGAGUCGAAGUCAGGGAGCUCCAACAGCAACAAAAGCUCAUUUCCAAUGUUCUCACCCAGAUCAAACGCCAGAAUGAGGAGCUGUAUUCACGAGCGACGUCAUUCCAGGCCCUGCACGACCGCCACGAGAACUCCAUCAAUGCCAUCUUGACAUUCCUUGCUACCUUCUAUAACAGGAGUCUAGAAGGUAAUGCGAAUAUGAACCUUGCGGAUAUGUUCCCUGCAGCACGACAACAACCUCACGGUAAUGUUGUGGAUGUUGACGACUAUCCCAUGCAAGAUACUCACAAGUCACCGCAGCUGCAGAGGAACAAAAAACCACUGGCCAUUCUUCCGGCACCAGGACCAACUCAACAGGACUACCUUGCACCAACAACCACCGGCCGCGCCACAACCAUGAGCCCAACAGCCCGGCCCCUCGCAAGUCCCAUCACACGCCCGGGAAGCCGCCAAUCAGUAUUCCGCCCCUCAGUAUCGAUGAAUCGCCAACAAUCACAAUCCUCCUUCCCCCAGCAACAGAGCCGAGAAAGCAUAACCCCCUCGCAAGUCAAACCCGAACCCGCCCAACAAAGUGCUCAGCAAUUCCCCGAGAACUCCGCCAUAAUGUCCGCCAUUCAAAACGCAAACAACGCUGCUGCAAACCAUUCUGGCACCACCGGCACCAAUGGUCCUCCACCCACAGAUUUCGAUUACGCAGCCGCGCUGUCGAAUUACCAAACUGCCGAUGGCCAUGUUCCUCUUACCCCCCAACAACGGAACGACGUCCUCUCGCAGAUUGUGAAUAACGCAGGUGCGCAGAAUACCAACAAUGCCUUGACGAACCCGCAUCCGCCCGAGAUGGACAGGUUACUAGGCGACCUAGCGCAGUACCAAGCUACACAGCAGCAGCUGGAGAUGUUGCAGAAGCUGUCCGAUCAGCAAAACGCCAAGAUACAGGGAAUCCACGAGAGAAUACUGCCACUCAGCCCCACUGGACAAAUCUCUGGGCUAGGCGAGAGCGGCGAUGGAUAUUUUGGUGGUGGGGAUGGUGGGCUCGGCGAACCGGGUGGUUACGAUCUUAACAUGGAUUCUUUUGUCAAUGACGAUGAUUUCUUUACGUCGACGGGGGAUGCUGCGAAUCCAGAAGUGAUGACGUCGGAGCAGAAGAGCGGUGGUGGAGCAAAUGGCGCUGUCGCUGCUAAUAACACGAAUGGUGGUAUACCGGAUUUUACCUUUGACGAUAGUACGCCGUUUGACGUUGUCGAUGGCGUGAAUGGUGGGGGGGACCCGGCUUUUGACUUUGCGGAUACGACGGCGAAUGGUGGCAUGGGAGAGGAUGAUUCGGGUCUGCUGAGUGUUAAUGGAGGAGGGAAUGGAAAUGAAGAGGGAGUUGGGGGCAAUGGGGCGGCGAGUGGGGCGAGUAGUGCGUCGACUUCGCCGGCUGGGAGUGCGACGGUGGAGGAGGUGGAGGAUGAGACGAGGAGGGGAACUACUGGGGGUGGGGGUGCGAAGAGGAGGAGGAGAUGA